CGACCAGUGUCAGAUUUCGAUCAAAAUUUGUAGCAACAGUAAACUAAACUAGAUUUUCCAAAUAUUGCGCAAGCCAGGAACAGAACUUUGCAGCUAAACUUUGUGAGUGGUGAGUGCAACAUGGCGUCGGGCAUUGUCGUGGCGGGCGAUUGUCGCAGCAUCUUUGAGGAAAUACGCAAGUCCAAGCAGCAUCGCUAUGUAAUCUUUAUGAUCAAGGAGGAGCGCCAGAUCGAUGUGGAAGUGGUGGGCACACGCGAUGCCAGCUACGAUGAUUUCCUCCAAGAUCUGCGCAAGGGCGGGGCCGAGGAGUGUCGCUAUGCUGUCUAUGAUUAUGCCUAUCAGCAUCGCUGCCAGGGCACCAGCAGCUGCCUGAAGGAGAAGCUCUUCCUGAUGCUCUGGUGCCCCAUGCAGGCGAAGAUUAAGGACAAAAUGCUUUACUCCAGUUCGUUUGCGGCUCUCAAAAAGGAAUUCAAUGGCGUGCAAAAAUAUAUUCAAGCCACCGAGCUGGACGAGGCGUGUCGCGAGUGUGUCGAGGAGCAACUGCGUGUAUCCGAUCGCGACUGAUCCCACAGACACAGCCAAGCCCAAAUUGCCAGUUAAAUUCGUUUCAAUUCAUUCAAAUAAAACAUUAAAAAACAAAAACUUC
Molecule: messenger RNA, 646 nt
Organism: Drosophila busckii
Lineage: Eukaryota; Metazoa; Arthropoda; Insecta; Diptera; Drosophilidae
Product: cofilin/actin-depolymerizing factor homolog
Exons: 2
Coding region: 121-564 (147 amino acids)
Biological process (GO): actin filament severing; actin filament fragmentation; cell motility
Cellular component (GO): actin cortical patch; cytoplasm; actin cytoskeleton
Molecular function (GO): actin filament binding
Source: RefSeq, a predicted model, not a curated record